UUGGAAUCGACUCUCGAUUCCCAACGCCUCGGAAUCGAUUCCCAGCCCUAAUGCGGGAGCUUGCUGAUUGUCUUCAUGAUGACCAUCAUCUCUCUGCUCCUGCUGGCCUCUCUGCUGCCACACCUGACCUUCACUGGUCAUGUGAAUGUGGGUAUAGUGAACGGCAGGGAAGCAAAACCCCAUUCCAGACCUUACAUGGUUUCUCUUCAGAAGAGCCGUAAACAUGUCUGUGGUGGAUUCCUCAUUUCUGAUAGAUUUGUCAUGACUGCUGCACAUUGCAAAAAUGAGAAACUAACAGCUGUGGUUGGUGCACAUGAUCUAAAAAAAGGAAAAACGGUCGUCUACAUCAGAGUGGAGUCUUACCACAAGCAUCCGGACUUUAACAUUGACACUUUGCAGAAUGACAUUAUGCUUUUGAGGCUAGAGAAAGAAGUUGAACAAAACAGGAUUGUCAAGAUAAUUUCCAUACCAACACAAGAGGGAGACAUCGAAGCUGAUACUGUCUGCAGUGUCGCCGGCUGGGGAAGACUGAGUUUUAAAGGAAAAAGGAGCACACGUCUCAUGGAAGCAGACGUGAAGAUCAUGAAUAACACAGAAUGCAACAAUAAGUGGAAAGACAAUUACUCAGCCUCACAGAUGAUGUGUGUCUACGGCCAUGGAGGAAGCUGUAGUGGAGAUUCGGGAGGUCCUUUGGUUUGUGGAGACACUGCAGUCGGUGUCACAUCCUUCGGUGGCUCAAAUGUCUGCAAUAGUCGUGAACGACCUGAAGUUUAUGCAAAGAUUUCAGCAUAUCUUCCAUGGAUCCACUCCAUAAUUGCACAUUUUAAGUGAUUUUGACAAAGAAAAAGGAUGAAUUAUUUGUUUAAAUGUUCAAUAAAAUAAUCAUGUGUGA
Molecule: messenger RNA, 892 nt
Organism: Onychostoma macrolepis
Lineage: Eukaryota; Metazoa; Chordata; Actinopteri; Cypriniformes; Cyprinidae
Product: duodenase-1-like
Biological process (GO): proteolysis
Molecular function (GO): serine-type endopeptidase activity
Source: RefSeq, a predicted model, not a curated record